Molecule: messenger RNA, 3662 nt
Organism: Durotheca rogersii
Lineage: Eukaryota; Fungi; Ascomycota; Sordariomycetes; Xylariales; Xylariaceae
Exons: 1
Coding region: 698-3124 (808 amino acids)
Source: RefSeq, a predicted model, not a curated record
CUCUCUCCUCCCCCAUCCUGCAUGCAGAUGUAUGUAGUAGCAUGGCACGAUAGCCUGGCGGUUCUACCUCCUCUCCUUGUUCUUAGGUAAGUACCCCCCAUCCGCCGUUCGUGCCAUGGGCCGUCGUACGCUCCCCCUCUCCCCGCGGGCCAUAUUGCUGGACAGCAAAUCCGAUACAAUGUAAUCCGGAUCGGCUCACGGGGUAAGUUACGGUCGCUAGAAAUCCUGGCUGAUUCGCAUUCAACCAGGGACCCAGAGGUAUGACUUGCGUAAAAUAGUAAUUCGCAGGUGGACCAAUAGGCGAUAAAAAUAACAGGAUCCCUAGUGAAGACGGCCCCUUGUUCCAACCGGGCGAAGAGAGGAGGUACCUCUGUUCUGCAGGACCCUCUUCCCGCUUUACAGGGCUCUCUCCUCCUCCUCCCUUCACAGAGCCACGCUUCGUGUACUUCCCUUAGGUACGUGGUGUGGUACUCGAGGGUACAUGGGGGUGGUGCUCGGCGACCGGGGUCCGCCGCCGCAUUCCGUCAGUACGCCUUUGGCUUCCCCAAGUAUCGGUGCCACUGCCACUGCGUCAGGCCGACUUGACAAGACGCUCGCUCAGCGGCCGCUGCUAUGUAUGUAGCAUCCAGCCAGCUGCUGCGCUUCCUUGGUCGCAGAGCCUUGUGCCACCCACCCGAGCAGAUCCCACACCUCAUAUAUGUCGAGUCGCCUCCCCCAGACUCUACGACUCCCUUUUCGUCUUGUCCGAACCCUCCCUCGCGUCCGCCUGUCAUCCACGAUGCUGUCAGGCGCUAGUACUAGUAUUCGGCGGCUUAUCUCACAACGGCGACCUCAGAAUGGCUAUGGGGAUGGAUAUUACGCCGGCACCAAUACGCCGGCCCACAAAGAAGGACGGAAAGACAAUGGGACGCCCACGCGGCGACCUUAUAGUAGGAAACGAUCGCCACCACCCAUCAUAAUCAGCAGGGAACAAAGCAUCCAUGACAUCCUCAACCCUCUUCCGCCACUCCCCCAUGAAAGGCCGCGGUCUUCGACCAGUUCGCUGAAUAGCAGCGAACGCCACGCCGAGACCUACUCUACUCAUUCAAUCGACCGCUCGAGGUCACCUCUUUGUUCGAUAUCGUCAAAGGGCGGCGAGAGUCAAGAGUCCCUCCAGCUCUCGACCACGAGCUACGAAGAUGAAGACUUCCCCCCUCAGCCUCCCCCUAAAGGUUACACGUGGCCGAGAGAAACCCCUACACGCCUGGCGGAGCCGCCGGUUACGACACUCGAAAUCAUCAACGCCCUGUCUCUGGACCUAGACGACGAAGCAACGCCGACCCAACCGCACCCGCGGAGGCAGACGUCCUUCUCCAGCUAUUCGGAAAACAUCCAGCAGCUCAUCGAAGAAGCAGACGAGGCAUUCAGGGCCGUCGGUGACGCCCUCGCUGAAGUACAGCGCACGGAAACUACUACUACAUUCAAGGAACUUCCCAGACUUCCCACCCCAGACCCGGAGCCUGAGCUCCCGGCUCGAGAGCUAACCCCGGAGCCAGCAACCCCUCCCCUCAAGAGUCAAAUACAGGACUCACCUAAGCAAGUUACCUCAUCUCCAAGGCAAAUCACCUCCUCUCCGGGACAAAUCACAUCCUCGCCGAGACAAAUCACCUCCUCUCCGAGGCAAAUCACCUCCUCGCCGAGACAAACCCCAAUCUCGCCCAUCCCCUCCCCCGCUACCUCCGUUACCGCCUCCCCUGCAGCCUCCCCCAAGCGAAACAUAUCCGCACCUGGCAGGGUUAAGAGGAAGAAGUCGAAGAAGUCGAAAAAGACAAAGCCGAUGAUGCCGCAUCGAAAGCCGGCCGCGGCUAAAUCGGCGGCAAAGAGCGGCCCGAUAUGGACGCUGCCCGAUAACGUGACGGAGCUCUUCAGCGGAAAGCUCUUCCACAGGCUCGAGGUGGAUGAGAUGCUCACGCCGAGUCAGCUGGAGGAGUACAGGCUACAGAGGAUGUCGGGCACGCAUCCGGAGCGAUCCACCGAGACUCUGGACGCCGAAGCAAGCGACACGCCAAUCGAGCCUUUCCAUCUCGAGGACCUCCCCUCCCGGAUCGGAUCGGCCGGAAUCAGGCUGAACGACGACAUCCCGGUGGAAAGAAAGCCCGCCGCACCGUCCUCCAGCUCCAUCAUGCGUCAAGAUUUCUCGGUAGAGGAGUCACGAGACGUCAAUAGUUUUACCAACACGGAUUCAUGGAUCGACAUCGACGAGCCACCGAUGCAAUACAAAGACACGCAUUUUCCCACGCCGCCGCUGAGGCACGGCCCACGAUUUACCUUGCGUGCUCCCAGGAUCGCGCUGCCUAGCAUUCCGGAGAUGGCAACCAUCUCGACGCCGGUGAGCGAACCUGUCUUCCGCGCGAGUCUACAGAGCCCCCAGGACGUAGUCGCCGAUUCGAAUUACGUCUUCCUCCGGUCCUCACCGUGCUCUCUGACGGUCCCCACAUUCCGCCACGGCCCGAUCCGGUUGGCGAAGGCGGACCUGGUGCCGGAUAUGAAGGUCGGGGCUGAUGAGGGUCUGGACUGGACAGCGUUCCAGAUGGCCAUCUCGGGCGGCGCCGGCGACUGGCUCUCGGAGAGCGACGACGUCAUCCGACGGAGAGAGGCGGAAGAGGUGGAAGAGAUAUCCGCGUGGUGGGAUACGUGGAACUUUGACAGCGCUGGCGGGCUCAUGACGCAAGACGUCAAAGCCGCCAGCCCUACGAGCACCACGUCGAGCGAGGAUUACUCGGACGCGUCGAACGGCGAGACCGAGAAGGACGAUCAGUACAGCCUGCACCGACAGUGGCAGCAGUUCCGACGCAGGGUGGCUGCCGAGAACAGGCAGCUCGAGCUUGACAUGGCGGGGCUCCAGCUCGAUACGUCGAAGUUGAACGGCGGCGAGCAGCUCGACCGGCUGUCCAAAGACUACAGCUGCCGCGAGAGCUACGCUAGCCUCCCGCAGAGCCCGAUGUUGGAUCUGAGGGUGAUCCGCAGCGAGGAUGGCGAGGACUUUGACGUCGUCCCGAUGGGGUACAAUCUCGGGCACGACUUGGGAGACUUCCUCAAGUGGGAGGCGGAGCACGCCUACGCCGGCGACUUUCAGAGGCUCUAAGUCGUUUCAGCUACCCACAUGAACUUCCCCUUUCUUGCCGCCGCUUUCGCUUUCGCUCCUCUUUCCUUUGGGUUUUCGGUUUCUCUUGUUUUUUUAUUUUCUUUUUUUAGCGGGCAUAUGAGGACAUGCGUUCACGUUCGGGAUCGGAUUUGUCUUCCCCCUUUCCAUCACCAUCUUUAUACCAAUGGGUUUCUACCGGUGUUCGGUCGGGUGGUUUUGCUUUGCACAAAAGCAACCAUUCAUUGCAUACGCUACACAUGCACAUAUAUAUUGAUUUCCGUGUAGCGCGGCGCUGGGACGGCGGGAACGGGACGGGAUGAAGGGGGUUAGAGCGUAUGGGGCGUACCUAUCUAUCAGGUAGGUAUCUAUCUGCUGCCUACCUUGGGCACUUGGCUGAGGUGCCUACGGGGCCACCUACUUUCCUUUCUUUUUUUUCUUGUCGUCUACGAAGAGAGAGAGAGAGAGAGAGAGGGAGAGGGAGAGGGAGACAGAAGAGAGCUGGAAUCACAUGUACCUAACCUAGAGGUGGUACCUCCUA